This is a messenger RNA of Paramecium pentaurelia, 7392 nucleotides long. The record is from the annotation of a GenBank genome assembly. NCBI's taxonomy places the organism in Eukaryota, Ciliophora, Oligohymenophorea, Peniculida, Parameciidae.
AUGAAAGAUAAAGCUCAAUUUCAGUAUUUAUCAAUUUUAAAAGUGCUUAUUAAUUUAUUUUUUAUUGAAUAUCAUAAUGAUCUAAAAAGAUUAAUUCAUCAAUUAGUUGGUUUUCUUUUAGAAAAUUAGAUUUAUAAAUUUGAAUAUUAUAUAGAAUAAGUCAUUAAUUAAAAUAAAUAAGAAGAACAAUAAUUUAAAUAAUGUAUACAAAAGGUGUAGUUGUUAGAAAUGUCUGUUUAAUAAGGUUAAGAUGAAUUAUUAAAACAUAGUAAAAAUAAAUCAAUACUUUUUUUAUUUGAAUUGUUUACUACCAAACUUGAAUUUCAUGCUUAAAAUUUAUUAAAUUUUAUUAGAAAUCUAAUCUAUACUAAUGAUAAAGUAGUAAAUAAAGAUGAUAUCAUACAAUAUAUAUCUUUAACUGAAAAUUUUGAUCAAAAUAUUGAUUAUCUUUACUUUAAAUUAGUCUUCUAUUUUUGGAUUUAGUACAUUCUUAAAUUUAACAUUAAUGAAAACAUAGAAGAUAUCGAAAAAAGAUUAUCUAAAUCUUUAAAGAAGUAGACAGUAUUAGAAUAUGGCAUAAUAAAUUUCAGAUCUUAAUACAAUGAUAGAAUUUACAAAUAUGUGAUUAACAAAAUAAUUUAUUAUAACAUUAAGUAAGAUGAUGAAUUUAUUAAAGCUUAUAAGUAAUAAGCUUAGUAGGAGUAAGUAUUUAUUAAUAUAUUUGAAAAAUUAGGAUAGUAAAAUAUCGAAAUUCUUAUAGAAAAGUAAUUAAAUGAAUCCAAAAGCAUUUCAAAUAAGCUAAUGUUCUAUUAAUUUUAAAGAUAAAAUUAAAAUAAAUCAAUUCACUUUUUCAAAUUUUUAGCAAUAAAUGAUACAUUUGAUAAGUUUGAAAUUAUGCGGUAAUGUAUUAAAGAUAGUGUUAAAUUUUUUGAAUAAUAAUAAUAAUUCGAUUCACUCUCUCAUUAGCAUCAGAUUAAUCUACUUUAUCUUGAGUAAGCUUUAAAGAAUAAUACAUAAUUAAAAAUGUCAAGAGUUGUUAAAUAAAAAGAGAUUUUUAGUAAAUACCCAAAAUAAUUAAUGAUUUAAAUGGAAGAAUUUAACAUUUCAUUAACAUCACAAAUGGAUAUAGAAUUAACUGUUUAAGAAUGGUUAAAAAAUAGAGGAGAUAAAACCAAUUUUAAGAAAUUGCUUCCAUAUUAUUUUAAUAUUAUAAAAAGAGGAGAAUCUCCAGAAGAUUUUUUAGCCUUAAUUAACAAGAAUAUCAUUAAAACAAAAUAAAAUAACAAUAAUGAAACAUUCAACUUAAAAUCCUUAUUUUAAUUACUUUACAAUAAUUCAGAUAAAGAACUUCAAGUGAUGUUAUUAAAAAUACACUCAAAAAAUUAUCCUGUUCCAUUACUUUAUCAAAAUCCUUAAUUAGAAAAUAAUAUAAACUCAAUUUUAGACUAUUAUGUAUUUAACUCAAAUAUUUAUUACUUAUUAUCUAAUGAUUUUACAAUUAUUAAUUGUUGUUUAAGUAAAAAUGUAAAUUAAUUUGGGAAAUCUGAAUUAAUGAACAUGAUAUUUUAUGAUGAUUUUAAAGAUUUAAAAUUUGAAGUUUCUGAUUCAUCUUCUAUGAAUUAGAAUUCGAUAGAUUGUUAAUUUGAUUUUUCUUUUAAUGGUAGCAGAAAUUAUUUAGUAGCUGAUGUACAUGGUUAGUUGGAAGAUGAAAUAUAUGUAAAAUUGCUCCCUUUUUUUAAACUUUGGAUAAUUUAAAUAUAAUCAGAAAAUUAAUUUGAAGAAAAUUUAGAUAAAUUGAUAGAUUUGCUUAAGAAAACUAGUUUAAAACCUAAAAUUAUUCUUAUUAUAAGAGACUCAGAACUACAACAACUCAAUAAAGAUAAAUUAAGUAUGCUAUAGCAAUAAAGUUUAAAUAUUAAAAUCCAUUAGAUUCCAAAUCUAUCAAAAUUGGAGAAUAAGGCUAUAAUAAUAGAUGAAAGAUAAAAAAUAAAAGAAUUUAUUGUAUAAAUGAUAGAUAAUUAAAACAAAGAAGUUAAUGAAAAAGAGUUACAGAAAUAAUUUUUAGAAAUCUGCAAAUCCUUUAAGAAAGUAUAAGAUAAAAAUGAUAAUUCUGAAAUGAUUAUUAAUAAUCUAUCAAAAGAAUUAGAAAAGAUGAUAAAAGAGCGCGAUGGGUUUUAUUCUAUUGAAGCAUUUCCAUUAAGACAUCUAUAAUGGCGAAUGUAAUGCUACAAGAAAUAAAAAUAGGAAUUAAACUAUAAAAAAAUUUAAUAUGAAUAAGAAUUAGAAAAAAAACAAAAUGCUAUAAAUAAUUUGAAAAAAGAAAAUAUUGAUUUUGAAUCAAUAAGUGAAAAAGAAAAUGAAAAAGAGUAGAUUAACUAAAACAUUAAAUAAGCUUAAUAAGAAUUACAAUAGAUUAUAUUGAAAAUUAGUAAAAUUGAGUAAUAAAAUAAAUUAUAGAAUUAUCAAGAAUCAAACUUAAUUAUAUAAUUUAAUAAUAUCUUUAAUUACGAUAACUUUUAUAUAAUAUAUUUAAGAUUUGUUGAAUUAAUUGCAAAAUUUAACAAAAGAAAUUUUUAACAAUUAAAUAAAAAUAUCUAGGAAAUAAAACAAAAACUUGCAUCAUUAAAAGAAGAGUAACAAAAAGAAAGAUUAAAAUUACUAAUAGAUUUGAAAUAAUAAGAAAAUUAGAUUAUUAUGUAAACUAUUACCAUUGAAUUAUUUUGGAGGGAAGUAAUUUAGGGCAAUAGUUCCUUUAAAAAUAAUCCAGUAACUACAGUAUGUAAUUUGAUUAAGAAAGGAGAGCCUUUUGAAUUUUUAAAUGGUGACGAUUUUAGCAUAGAUUUCAAUUUUUUCCAUGAAUUACGAGAGUAACUAUUAAAUAAUGAAAAUAAUAAAAUUUUAUUUUUGAGUAUUUUAGGCCCUUAAAGUUCAGGAAAGUCUACCUUGUUAAAUAGAAUUUUUGGAUGCCAUUUUUUAACUAGUAUGGGAAGAUGCACAAAAGGAUUAUAUAUAUAUAUGCUAAAAAUAUCUGAUAGAGAAUAAUUUGGUGGAUUAUUUGAUUAUAUUGUGUUAUUAGAUACAGAAGGAUUAUAAAAUCCUCAUUAAAAAGAUCCUGAAUUCGAUAAGAAAAUUUCUCUUUUAAUAAUUUCAAUAAGCGAUGUUCUUAUCUUUAAUGUUAAAGGCGAAAUUCAUUCAGCCUUUCAUAAUCUUAUUGAAUCAAGUUUUUACACUCUUGCAAAAUUUUCCAAUUCAAAAUUUCUUAAGAAAUUUGCUUGGUGUUUCAAUUAAAAUAGUUAGACUAAUGAUGAUGAAAAAGAUAAAUUAUUAAAGUAAAUUGAAAGUAUAGGAUAAAAACUAGACUCUGAAAACAUUAUGGUUGUUGAAGAAGGAAAGCAAAUGGAUUAUACUAAGUACUUAGAUAUAACAAAAGAAAAUGUAUAUAUACUAGGUAUGGCAACCAAUUCAUAAGAAUGGAAACCAUAUAACUUACAAAAAUAGAAUAAAUCUUAAAUCUCAGAAAUUAAAUAAGAAAUAAAUCAGUAAGAAUACUCAAAAAAUGCCUUAUCUUUUGGAGUAUAAAUAAUAAAAAAAUAUAUCGAUAAAUAUAAAUAAUCAAAAUAAAAUCAUCAUGAAAUUUUAACUUGGAAUGCAUUUGUUACAAAGGUUGAAUAAUAUUGGGAUAUAGUCUCAAAACUACCUGAUUUAGUUGAAUUUUCAGAUUUAAAAGAAUAGAAGGAUUAUGAAUAGAUAAAUAAAAGUGCUAAAAAUAAAAUAUCAAAGGCUAAUGAGAAGUUAUAGGAUUUUGAUAAUCUCAUUCUAGAAAUAUCAGCAAAAAGUAAAACUUAUAAUUCUUUAUCAGAUUUUGAUUUAUUACAAAAUGAAAUUAAAAAAAAUUUCCUAUUGUCAUGUGAUAAUUAAAAACUGGAGAUUUUAAAAGAAUUAUAAGGUGAGUGUUCAUAUCAAACUAUUUCAAAAGAGAUAAGAAAAAAAGUUGAAGGCAAUAUUGAAGAAGCGUAUUCUGCAAUCAGUUUAGAAGGAUCCUUGAUAAUUUUAUAAAAGAUACAUUAAUUAAGGAGAUUAUUUCAAUAUAAUCUUGUUCCUACCAAAAUUUAACAAGCUGUGACAGAAAGAUUAAAUGAUUCUAAAGAAUUACAAAAUUUAAAAGAAAAUUAAGAUCAACUAAAUUAAGAAUUUGAAUAACUUUGGAAUUAACUUGUUUAAAGCUCAAAUUAUGAGAUUGAAAACCUACAUGCAGAAUUUUAAAUAAAAUUAUUUGACUGCUUUUUGAAAUAUUAAACCUAAUUCUAUUGUAAAUAAGAUGAUUUAUAAGAUAUUAUAGAUUAUUUUAUAAAAAACAUAAACUAAUAAGAUCCUAAUGCUAAUAAAUAGAAAGAAAUAAAAGAAAUUUGUAAGAAAUUCAAUUAAGAUAUGAAAAAUAAUUCUUUUUAUCAUCUUAAUAAAUAGAGUAAGUAAGAAUAUCAAUUUAUCUUUGAUGAAGAAAUUUAAAAAAGACUUGAAAAUAUGCCAUAAAAUCCUAUUAUAAACCCAAUGGAUUAUUUAGAAGCGAUAACCGUUUAUUAUUGUUUAGAAAAAAAAGAAAUUGUACAUAGCAUAAAAAAUAAUUUAAAGUAAGAAUUAAUCUAAAUACUAAAAGAGGAAAAAGGUUAAAAAUAAAAAUAACAAGAUUUUUAAGAAUUAUUCACAUCUUUGAAAUAAUUACCUAUAUAAUUUGAUGAUAGAAUGGAAAGAGAUAUUCUAAAUUAAAUUAAUACAAAUUUUGAUACUUUCUAAAAAACUCUUCAAUCCAAUAACAUUUUGUAAAGGGUUCAGCCAUCUUAAGGUUAAUAUCAAAAAUCUUAACUUAAUCAAGUGUAAUCUAGAAGUACUUAAAAUAAUCCCUUAUCCAGCUCUCAACAAUAGGUAGAACCUAGCACAUCUAAUAUUGAUAAUCUAAUAAAUUCAAUAUAAAUAUCACAAUCGCCCUCCCAACAAAUAAUUAAAUCCAUUAAAUAUUACAUCCUGAAAAAAUUUCCUGAUUUACAAAAAUUUCAAUCUAUAAAUGAUAUCGAUAUAAAGCUAUAAGAUAAUUUAUUCGUCUUUAAUGUUCAAAAGUAAAUCAAUUAUAAAAAAAGUUAAAAACUUAAUUAUGAAAACUUUUUUGAUUAUGUUAUUAAUAAAAACACAAAUAAAUCCAAUUAACAAAAUUUUUACUAGAAAUUUCCAUCUUAAUUUUUAGAAAUUAUGAAUGAAAACUAAGGAUGGAAUAAAUUAUUCGAAAAUAUCUACGAGAUUAUACAUAAAUAAUUUGAGGAAUCGUUAUAUUCUAAAGAUAAUCAAAAAUAAGAUUAUUCUAAUGUCUUUUAAAUAAUUUCAAUGAAUGAAAAUGUGACUCAAUAUAAUAGAUAAUUAAUCUAAACAAUUAUUAAAAAAGUGGAAAAUAUUCUUGAAGCAACUUCUAAAUAAUUAGCCUUUUUCGGAGUUGAAUUUCAUCCAGUAAUUAUUCGUAAAUUGAUUUUUUUCUCAUUUUUUAUUAUAUGGAGAUUUAUUUGUUAUGAUAAAUUGAAAAUGUAUAAAUAAGAAUAAGACACAUUUAUGUAAAAAAAAGCUAUAAUGAAAAAUAAAUUUGUAAGUGGUCUAAUGAAAACAGAAUAAGAAGAAAUCAACUUAUUAGCAAAAGAAUAUCCAAAAUAGAUAUAUAAUUAAUGUAUUAUUUAGUUCUACAAAGAUAAUAAGAAUAAAGUAAGAGAUAUCAUUAAUUCUAAAUAAAAAACAUCUUCUUAGAUAAUUAAAUAGUUAGAUUAAUAAUUACUAAUAGAAAAGAUGGAUAAUAUAAUUUCUGGUUAAUAAAUUGAAAGCUCAAUAACUGAAUACCUUACAGAUUAAAGGGGAUUUAUUAAAAAAUAUGUUGAGCAAUUUAUAUAAAAUCUUUAGAAAAAUAUAGAAAAUUAGUUUUUAGUUUAAUUUUAUGUUGAAAAUUGCUUGAAUUUGAUUAAAAAUAAUGCAUCAAUCUUACUAAAUAAAGUUUUAUAGUUAUUUAAGAAUAAGGACUUUGAAAUUUAAGAAAAUUUUGAUAAAUACAUGAAUUAAACUCUACCAUUAGAUUCAAUUUUUAAUUUUAUUAGAGGUAAAGAUGUUGAGAAACUUUAAAAUUUUCAAUAUCAAUAGAUAUUAUUAGGAUACUAAUAUAAAAUAAGUUAAUAUCUCUAUAGAAUAAACUUCAAAUAAUGAUAUUUCACUAUUUUUAAUGCAGCCAUUCCUGAUAGAAUUUAUAUCUUAGAUUUCAAUUUUAUCUAAUGAAAGUAAAAAAUUAAAAACUUCCAUUGAUGAAUUUUAAUUAAAAUGGCUUUUUAAAGAAUUGGACAAUAAUUUGAAUGGUUGUGAGCAUUCAUGUCCAAUGUGCAAUAGAAAAUGUGAUUAUUUAUAUUAUUAAGAAAAGGAUCAUAAGCAUAAGUGCACCAAUGGACAUUAAUUAAGAGGUAUUAAUCAUUUAUAUCCAUAAAGGAAUGAAUAGAAUUUUAAUCAGAUCGUCUCCAUCUCUCUUCACUUGUGAGGAAAUAAAUGAUGAAGCAGAAAUCUAAAUAAAAGAAAAUCUUAAAUUUAAAACUUGGAGAGAAAUCAAAUAAAUUUAUAAUUCUUGGAGUUUCAAGGAUAUUUUAUCAAUACAAUAGGUCUAAGAAAAUAAAUAAAAAAUGAUUGAUAUUUGGAAUGGAGGAGUAGGUUAAUAAAUUUGCUAAUAAUUAUCAAAAGAAUUAUAAUAAGAAAUCAUCUAUUUAAAAAAACAUGAUCUUCCAAUGCAUUUGCAACAUAGCUCAACUCAUUAUAUUUUCAUACUCGAUGAUUCUGGAUCUAUGUAACAUCAUUGGACUUCAGUUAUCAAGUGUGUUAAAUCACAACUUGAACAAAUAAGUAAGAAAGAAAAUGUUAAAGUCAGUGUGGUUAUAUUUAAUAAAGAUGCAAGAAUUGUUGUAAAUUGUUAAACAGUAAAAUUUGAAGAAUAGCUAAAAUUACUUAUUUUUUAAAAUGGUCCUGAUACCAAAUUUGGGCCUCCAUUUAAGUUAACAUUAGAUCUUAUAAAAUAAAAUUCUGAAUUCAAUUAGUAUUUAUAUUUAUUUAUCUUUAAGAUCAGUCAUUCUUUUUUAUACUGAUGGACAAGCUGAAUAUCCAAAAUAAGAAAUUGAAUCGUUUGCCAAAUUAUCAAAAUCUAUAAAAGAUAAAAUUUACUUUUUAGCAUGUUCCUAACCUGAGAAAUCUUUAUCAUUAGAAAUGAUUCUUAAUUUUUGUCAAAAUGAAUUUACAUAUGCAGAAUGGAGGGAUAAAAUUUAACCAUCUAAUAUUGAUAUUAAUUGGACAGAAAUGAUAUCUAACACACAUCUGGAAAAAUAUAAAGCGUGA